Molecule: messenger RNA, 1623 nt
Organism: Acanthosepion pharaonis
Lineage: Eukaryota; Metazoa; Mollusca; Cephalopoda; Sepiida; Sepiidae
Source: the annotation of a GenBank genome assembly
AUGUUACUUCAAGUCUUUUUUAUUGUUUGGUUUUUGCCUUUAUUUUUAUUCAUUUUUACAUUCAUUUUUGACUUCUUUUUUUCAUGGUCUUAUAAUUGCUUUUUUUUUUUCUUCUCUCUUUUUCCCUUCCCAAUUGCUUUCUGUUUAGUUACUUUCAUGCAUUCACUACAUUUUCCACUUUCAUUUUUUCUUCUUUUGUUUUUUCUUAAAAUUUCAAUUCGUUUUUUCUUUCCUCUUUCUUUUUCUUCACAUUCUUUUCAGAUUUCUCCUUUUUUCCAUUCGUAUUAUUCUAUAAACAGUUUCUUCCUUUGCAAUUUCGUUUGGUUUAUUUUUUUCGUUCUUAAAAUUGUUUCUUUUUUCUUCCCGCUCAUUUUUUUUAUUUUUAUUCUCUUUUCUUCUUUUUUCUUUUCUCGUUCUUUCAUAUUCUGUUCUUUUUCUCCUUUUCUUUCGUCGAUUUCCCUUAACUUUUCCUCGCUAUAUUCAGCCGUUUUUCUUCUUUUAUCCUGUCUCUUGUUCUUCCUUCUCUUUUGUCUUAUUUCUUUCUUUCUUUUUUCUUCUCGUGAUUUUUUUUCCUCUUGCCCAGCGUUUUCAUUUUUCGUUUCUAUCUUCAUUUUUUUUGCUUUGCUUUUUUUUUUUUUUUUAAUCGCAAUCUCUCUCUGUCUACACUUUUUCUUUCUUUAUUAUAACUUCCGCUCUUUCUUCUUGUUCAUCUUCUUAUUUUUCCUCUUCUUUGCAAUCUCCUUGCCUUUAUUCGUUUUCUCUUCCUUUUUUCCUCUUUCUUCAUCGCUAACUGCUUCUCUUUUUCCUUUUCUGUCUCUUGUUCUUCCUACUCUUUUGUCUUUCUUUCUUUCUUUCUUUCUUUUUUCUUCUCGUGAUUUUUUUCCCCUUGCUCUGCGUUUUCAUUUUUCGUUUCUAUCUGUCAUUUUUUUGCUUUGCUUUUGGCUUUUCAUAAAUUUCCUUUCGCGGCCAACGAUUUAUAUUUUCCCUCAGACAUAUUCUCAGUUUUAUUUUCUCUUAACUUUCCUAUAUCGUGUUUGUUCUAUUUUUUUCUUCUUUUUCCUGUCCCUUCUUUUUAACUUAUCUGUCAUCUUCUCUCUCUCCCCCUCAAUCUCUCUCUCUCUUUUAUUGCCUUCCUUCCUCUCUCUUUCUUUCUUUAUCGCUAACCGCCUCUCUUUUUUUAUCCCUCUUUCUUCAUCACUGUCUCGUUCACUCUCUUCUUCUAUUCUUAUUUUCUCUUUCACGCUAUUUCAAUUGUUCCUUUCUUCAUCGCUAUCAUCUACUCUUUCUUUUCCCUUUUUCAUUACUCCCUUUCCUUCUUUCUCUUUCUUCGUCGCUAGCGCCCUUUUGUUGUCUUUAUGUCUUUAUUUAUCGCUACCUCCAUUGUAUUCUCUCUUUUUCUUCCUCGCAAACUUCUUUCUCUUUCUUUAUCGCAAUCUCUCUCUCUCUCUCUCUCUCUGUCUACACUUUUUCUUUCUUUAUUAUAACUUCCGCUCUUUCUUCUUGUUCAUCUUCUUAUUUUUCUUCUUCUUUGCAAUCUCCUUCCUUUUAUUUUCUUUAUCUUGCUCUUUCGAAUUUUUAAUCGCUAUUUCCCCUUCUCUUUUCUCUUUCUCUCUUCAUUACUAG